UACGUCACAUCAGAAUCUGCUCAAAAGGGGAUCACCACUUGAUUGAAUAUGAUCAGUUCUUGUUGAGCUGCGUGUUGAAUCAUUUCGGAGCCAUGAUGAAGAAAAUAGUCCUCUUAUUUGUUGUUUGUGUAACGGUUGCUGUUGGUUUGCCACCGCAGAACCAGAACCGACUACGGCGCCAAACAUCGAGUGCUGGUAACAAUCAAGCGCAACCGAACUUCGGUUUCGGCAACUUCCAGUUUCCGACCGGAUCGUGGCCGGCUGGACAAGGCCAGGGACAGGGAUUUGAUCAACUAUGGUCGCAACCGUCGUCCAUUGGCUCACUGAGUUCAAGGGGGAGUUUCGGAUUUGAUUUCCCUAACAUAGAAGGUGCUGAUGGCGUCACGGCGACAGCAGGUAUGACCUGUACCAGCGAGAAUGGAAAGAAGAAGUGUACCAAACAUCAGAGACAAGAGAAAGUCAGAUACUGAACAUGACAGGGCACCUGUUCUAUAGUAGCAGUAGUGAUUGUGUAUAAAAGUGCAUUACAUCUGUUUAAUUGAUAAAAACUAUCCUAAAUGAGGUAAAUGAAAUAUAUCUUAGUGAACUAUUUUGUACCAAAUUCGCAUUAUUUCAGUCUAUUUCGAUUGUCUAAUAUUUAUUAAAAUAAAGCAACUUCACCAACAACA
Messenger RNA from Armigeres subalbatus, 668 nucleotides. RefSeq lists its product as uncharacterized. The transcript is spliced from 3 exons. NCBI's taxonomy places the organism in Eukaryota, Metazoa, Arthropoda, Insecta, Diptera, Culicidae. The record is from RefSeq and is a predicted model, not a curated record. The coding region runs from base 93 to 470 and encodes 125 amino acids.